Colletotrichum destructivum is the source of this 6153-nucleotide messenger RNA. RefSeq names its product Putative major facilitator superfamily, MFS transporter superfamily. Bases 478 to 2160 code for a protein of 560 amino acids. Lineage: Eukaryota; Fungi; Ascomycota; Sordariomycetes; Glomerellales; Glomerellaceae. Gene Ontology annotation, biological process: transmembrane transport. The transcript has 7 exons. Gene Ontology annotation, cellular component: membrane. Gene Ontology annotation, molecular function: transmembrane transporter activity. The record is from RefSeq and is a predicted model, not a curated record.
CUCCACACCGCGUGCACCCCGGGCGAGCCCGUCUCCAUACGGAUCCUUUGCCAAUGCUUGGUCUUCCGCUCGGCGAGAAUCCGACGGAGGGCUUUUAUACAGGGACCCGUGAUGUCACCUCCACAAUCACGGACUUCAGCCCGGUCUCUCACUUCCCGGCAACGUUGCGUUUCUUGGUUUUCUCUCAUCAUGGCCCAUGAUGGGACUACGCGGGCUUAUUCGACCAACCUUUACCAAGCACCGUCGCCCGCGGCGCCAAUACCGGGGGAGAGCAAACGGAACCCCUCAAUGCCUCCUCAAAGAGAGGGAGAGGGAGAGGGAGAGAGAGAGAAAGACAGAGAGGGGAUGGAGGGGGUGGUUUCGCCUCCGCCGAGUCCAACAUCUCCGUCCAUCAACAAUGCGGAGUAGUGUGGGAUGUAAUCUGGGGUAAGUAGUGUGGGGGGACGCGGUCACGGUCCAAAGGGUAUAAGAGCGACGAUGCUCUGUGUGCUCUUGGGAGGAGCAGACGGGCACCCAUCGUCGAUCCCUCCCUCCCCCUCUCUCUCCCUUCCCCCUUUCUCUUCCCCGACUCUGCAACUCCCACACAUGGCGAACGACAAGGUGCCCGACGCGCCCUCGGGCCAGGAGCCCACGAUCCACGGCAGCACCAUGGGAGCCGGGGCGCCGCGCGCGGCCUCGGAGAAGGCCAACAACACGGACGACGAGCCCGCGUUCCUCGAGCACGCCGCGACAAACAACUCGGAGGCCUUCAAGGAGGCCCGGAGGGUGAACGCCAUCGAGGCCCUCGGCAUCCCGGACUGGCAGGCCAAGGAGAAGAAGAUUGUCCGGACUCUGGACAUGACGCUGCUGCCCCAGCUGUGGAUCUUGUACAUGUUCAACUACCUGAACCGCACAAACAUCGCACAAGCCCGUCUCGACGAGGACUUUGAGGCGACACUCCAACUCGGGAACACCGACUACAGUACCGCAGUCGCCCUACUCACCGUCGGCUACAUGUUGGCACAGCUGCCUUCCAACAUGCUCAUCACCCGAGUCCGCCCGGGCCUCUACCUUCCGACCUGCGCCAUCCUGUGGUCCGGCGUUUCCGCCACGACGGCUGCCGUCACCACCCCGGGCCAGCUCUUUGGUGUCCAGUUCAUCUUGGGUAUCAUUGAAGCCCCCCUAUUCCCUGGUGCCGUCUACCUUAUGUCAUGCUGGUACACCCGGAGAGAGCUCGCCCUCCGCACCGCGCUCCUCUACUCGGGCCUCGUCCUCGCCCAAGCCUUCUCCGGCCUCAUCGCCGCCGGCGUCUUCUCCGGCAUGUCUGGGGCCGCAGGACUCCGUGGGUGGCAGUGGCUUUUCGUGCUCGAAGGAAUCCUCAGUGCCUUCUUUGCGUUGACCGCCUAUUUCAUCUUGCCCAACUAUCCUCACUCCAAGACCGGGGGCGCGAUGUGGUCCAUGACGGAAGAUAUGCGGAGGAUCGCCGUGGCCCGCAUCGAGGCCGACCGUGUGGAGCAGCCUACCGACUCGACAGUCUGGCAGGGUCUGCGUCUGGCGCUGACCGAUCUGAAAACGUACAUUUUCAUCUUCAUGAACAUCUUCAUGACAUCUUCCUACGGCUUCAACAAUUUCUUCCCAACCAUGGUCCGCGGCUUCGGCAUGGGUAGCAGCACGAUGGCCCUCGUCCUCACUGCGCCGCCCUACAUCCUGGGCACCGCGGUGUCCUUCGGCGUGGCGUGGUCUUCGGACAGGAAGAAGGAGAGAGGUUUCCACAUCAUGGCCAACAACUGCAUAUCCAUCGUUGGUUUCAUCAUCUCCGUCGCGACCCUCAACACGGCGGCGCGCUACACGGCGGCCUUCCUGUACACGUCAGGCUCCUUCUCCGCCAACGCUCUGGUUUACACCUGGGCCGUCUCGUCGCUCGGCCAGACGCCCGAGAAGCGUGCGGCUGGCGGCGCCAUCGUCAACAUCAUGGGUCACCUGGGCAACGUCAUGUCGCCCUAUUUCUUUCCCGACAGUGACUCGCCGCGCUACACGAUGGCCAUGAUCCUCCAGAUCGUCUUCGCCGGCCUGACAUUCUGCAUGGCCUUCACGUCCAAGACCUAUCUGCGCAGGCAGAACAAGAAGCUGCGGACCGCGGCGGAUGCGAGUGGUGAAGUGUACAACCCCUUUACGACGUGACGACUUUUGCGUUUGGCUCUAUGUCUGGUUUUGCUUUUGCCUUGUUUUCGGAAAGUGUUGCUGCUCGAGCAUAACGGAAGUCUCUGUAGUUGUCUUUUCAAUAUCAGACAUCGCCGCUUCCGAGCGGAAAGUGCCCGAAGCAUUCACCUGCGGAAAUUCCGGUUUGCCGAAAGCGUUACCUGACGUGCUAUUCGUGAAUUGCUGUCCCGUUCGAGUUGUGUACCCUUACGGGGGGGGGGGGCUCGUCGUUUCGAAGGCACGACCCGGAGGCUUUGGUUGUCAAGCUAUGGAAGCAGAGCAAACUGGCCGCAGCACAAAACAGCCAUCCGUCAAAGAGAUGCUGUAGAAGGGGGAUUAGCCACGAGGCAUAGCCUCCCGACUUCGCUUGACUCGGUCUAGGCUCACCACUAGGUUGCCGCCGAUUCCAGGCUCUUCCGGGUCCUCCACGGCUUUGGCAGCAUAGGAUGCAACUGCUUGCCCUUCAAAAAGUUGCCAUGAUAACCGGUGGGAGUGUGUAGGCAUUGACCAGUGAGGAGAAUUCACUGCUGCGACUCCACUGUCCUGGUUCCUGUGCCGACCUGAACUGUCAGUCACAGCGACUUCGAUGACACACGGGGAGCCUUAAAUACGACUAAACGGGAGCUCGAUAUCGAUGCCGCUGCUGUUUGAAGGACCCGCCCCUCUGUCACAACGAGAAGUGGGUAUGCGAUGCGCUUGAAAGACUUCAAAAAAAACUGGAGAAAAGUGUCGGCGAUGAAGGAGGAGGAAUGUCCGUAUACGAGGAGGUGCCAAGGUGGAAGGUGGCUUGGUUCAGGUGAAGACUUAAACUCAUCACCAACGGGCCUCAAUGGUAAAAGGAUAACAGCGCCCCAAGCCUGCGUCAACUCAGACAAGACGGACAACAGCGCGUGGAGCUGUCAUUGAAUAUCUUGUAAAUCGAAAGAGGUUCCGGUUUUUCUCUCCGGAACGGAUGAACUUCUGGUACGAGUAUGGCUUUUUGCCAGGGGAAACGCCGAGAGGCCGAAUGUCCUAACGCAAUUCUUGGUGACAGCAAUCAAUGGUUGUGUCGUGGUGGUUGUAGUUGAGUCACCUCUAGGCGCGUCAUCCAGAAUGCUACGCCCUGUCUUAUGCGAACAACCAAAACAAUCCCACACCGUCCCGGAGAAGAAAGAACGGGAGGUCAAACUAAACAGAUCAUCCGAUUAUGGUGCAGCAGAAGAGAGCGGGUUUCCGCCGUCCGCCGACCCAGAUGCCAGCUGGGGAGUACACUACGGAACUGGUCGAUCUCCCACCCAUCACCCCCCGCCCCCCACCAUCCCGGGGCGAUAUCCGGUUAAGUGUGGAUGACGGCCCGCCAAGCACCAGGCGAAGGCUUCACGACCUUUCAGCCGGUGAUAUUAAUUUCAAAGGCUCGCUCCAUCGUUGAUGCUACUCAACAGGAAUAAGCGCGCCAAGGUUGCUCAGCUUGUGCAGACAGGGGCCUGUAUCGUACGCCCACCGCUCACCACCUCGGGAAUGGUCGACGGAGCUUCACCAAGAAGACCCCAAUAGGUUUGGGCCUAUGUGAGUGCGGCAAAAGCGUCAGCAGACGGCGGGAGUGGCUGUGGCCAACCUCUCUCUGUCCUACCCUCUCUGGGCUGCAACCCCCCAGGCGGCGGCUCCCCUUGGAUCCCACGAUAAGCCCUACGGUAGGGCUGCCGCUGGUCACGCGCAGAGGGCAGGAAUCCAGAGGAGCACCGUUGGCCGAGACCCGACGGCGCUUAGGAAAACGUCUCUGCUGCAGGCGCGUAUCCACACGGUGAUCUUAUUGUCUGCUGGGACUUUGUCUCACAUCCCAAGAGGUGAGAUCACCGCCCCAGUAUCCGCUCAAGCGACCAGUGUGCCUCUUCCUUCGAUGGACUCGCCGCCAUCAUAGCCACAAGGCCCAAUGGCCGGAUUGUCCAAUCGCCUAUGAUCGGUUGAAAAGCGCGGAUUCCAUACACCAAAGUGGCAGAACACCUUGGAGACUCGGCGACGCGGCGCCCAUCUGGCCCAAGACGUUCCAAAGCGAUGCACAGCAACCAAGGACACCGUCGGGCGUCUUUGUCAGCGGCGGCUAUUUUCGUGCGAGGAGUCGAUAAGUUUAACGGCUCCCUGUCCCGUCCCCAAGCGGACAGGUUAAGCCAGUAAGUCCAGGAAAUGAUUGUCAUCGCCACCGGGCCAAAAUGCCUGCCUUCUUGUCCGGGGUUCGAUUUGCCGGUUAUGUAGGCGUUGUCAGGUAGCAUCCGCGAGCAUGCGUGAGCUGACAUACGACGUCGGUGAUGCUACCGAUCCUAGUCUCAGAGCAGUACUAGGAAGCGAAGCAGCAGGAUUGGCCUGCGAGAGUGGCUGAUCAUAUGAUUACGAGAGAAACCUCCUGGCAGGUUCAUCCCUCGAGCGGCACAUCGUGUGCCGUUUUUUGUCCCGUGCCCCCGUGCAUGCUAUGGGGCCGGGCCCAAGAGAGCCCAACCGUGACAUGCCGCAUUGUCCAUGGCCGAACUCGUUGGAAAUACAUAAAGAUGACCCAAACGUCGAAUAGAGUUUCCCAGGUCGCCUUUGCCAAGGUUGCCCAGGACUGACGAGCUCUGUGUCAGAUAUCAGAGUUUCCUCGGCAAUUGCCUUCGGUACUUGCGUGAACUACACCGCUCAGAGUCAUCCGGUGUCCAGGAAUAGGAAUGCCAAUUGUACGAGUGUCGUAGGAGGACCGAAUACAUGGUGACGGCGCCAGCUGAAUGGCGAUAACCAACAACUAUCGGCGAAAGCCACUGCUGCAGCGACGGAAAGGUCAUUCGAGACCACGUGAACCGAGGUGGGACACGUCGAACGGUUAAGCUUUGCCAGUGCCAGUCUUGAACCAUGCGUGCUAGGGUUUCAGACAAGAGACAAGAUCUAAGAUGGACGAUGAACAAACAGUUGGUUCUCUUGUGGGGGAACCAGGAACUUGGGGGAAAGGAUGGCGAUUUGCAUGGCAUGUACUGUACGUACACUGUACGUCACAGCAUCUGUCUCCUAUCAGGGUGUGGACAGGCAAUCUUGAGACAAGAACCGGGGAGAGGGCGACUGGUGAACCAGCAAGCGUAGUACAGUAAUCACUGUGUUCACGUCUUUGACCAAUGUUGGCGGCAUGGGGCGCGUGUGGCUGCUAAAAAGGGCAGACAGCGCCAGAACAGUGCCGUGCCUCCCUGCGCCUGUCUAGGGCACCAACUCUGCAGAAACCAUGCGAGAAACGUUCUCCCGCCUUUAAUGAGCAUCGACGAUUGCCAGCCUGACGUCGCGCUUGUCAAGCUAACGUAAGCGAGCGGCUGUCGACGGGAGGGAUCCUCAGGGGGCUGUCAUGGAGUGCUGUAGAUCACUCGCCGAGAUGGGUACCGAGUCCAUGAUUCAGCACGACUGAUGGGUGGUUCCUUUCUCGAGCAGGAAGGGGAGCCGCAAAUCGAGAUAUGUUUCUGAUUAGUAUUCUUGUUGGUUGCUCAGUGGAUAUCGCCGUGAAGGUGUGGCCUGCCUUUCUAGAAAAGGAAGAAAACUAAAAGGAUAGAAAUAAAGUUGGCUCGGUGGUCUUUGAGUCAGAACAUGCGACGACGCAGUCGACGAGUAGAGUUCGCGAGAACGAGGGGCGACAGAGACGCCCGAGGGCGGAAAGCAAGGCUAGAAGGGAACGGGGUGGGUGGCCGGCGGAGGUUUAAGACCGCGCUGGGUGUCUUUGUGAAAUUGCGAUUGCAGAAAGCUGCAAUCUCGACGGGGAUGAAUCGCCGAAACUCAUGAUGGCCGUUGGAUGCAGGAUGCUGGAUGCUGCCAAUGUCCCACCAGCCGUCAACGUUGGCAGAUGGGUUGGUGAUUUGCAAGUCGCGAGGAGAGUUGUGUAACGAAGCGCCGGACGUGGCGAGUAGAAAAGCACAUGUCUCGAGCCCGUGACGAAGGAGCCAUGUUGAUGGUGCUGUCCUGACAGUAGAGUCGUCGAGGGGCGUCAAGCAUUGG